UGACGCCAUUUGAUUAACAUCAGAAACAGGUGUCAGUGAGUCAGACAGAGACUAAAAAUCUAUUCCUAGAAAUCGAGGGAAAUGUUCGGAAGUAAAACAGCAACGUUUGAUAGAGCGUUAGAAAAGGCCACCAGUCAGUUGCUACUCGAACCAGACUGGGAUUCUGUUCUGCAGAUAUGCGAUUCCAUACGGCAGGGAGACAUACAACCCAAAGCUGCUGUGGCUGCAAUUAAACGGAAAGUUUCCACAGAUAAUCCACAUGUUGCACUUUACUCUCUGCAAGUACUUGAGUCAUGUAUGAAGAAUUGUGGUUCAAUGGUUCAUGGCGAAGUUGCUUCAAAGGAGUUUAUGGAAUUCAUGAAGGAUCAGGCAAAGUUGCGACCUGAUCCAGUAAAAGCAAAAAUUUUAGAACUGAUUCAGAUUUGGUCACAUGCCUUUCGGAACGAGCCCAGUUACAAGGUGGUUCAAGACACGUUUCAUCUUAUGAAGAUGGAAGGUUACAAAUUUCCUACUUUUAUGGAAUCGGAUGCGAUGUUUUCAGCAGAUAAAGCUCCAGAGUGGGCCGAUGGAGACGUGUGUACACGUUGUCGUGUUGCAUUUGGAAUGGUGCAGAGAAAGCAUCACUGUCGUAACUGUGGAGAUGUUUACUGUGCAAAGUGUUCAUCAAAGACUUCCAUUCUACCCAAGUUUGGCAUUGAGAGAGAAGUCAGAGUAUGCGACGCAUGCUAUGACAAAUUAAAUGCGUCCGCUGCCAAAAAGGAAAGUGAGACGGAUUUGCCAGCAGAAUAUUUAGCCAGUCCAUUGUCUAAACAGAACCAGGUUAAUCCACCGACUAAGACAGAGCAGGAGAUACAGGAAGAGGAAGAGCUGCAGCUGGCAUUGGCCCUGUCCAUAAGUGAAAAUGAAAGCAAGAGCAAAAAUCGUCCAAACUAUUCUGGAACUAGUAGUAAGAAUGCAUCUUAUACAACAGAACCAGUGAAUGUUCCUACCAUUGAUACAUCAGACAUGGAUCCAGAGCUGGCUCGUUACCUAAAUCGCAAUUACUGGGUGCAGAGGUCAGAGGGAAAUGUGUCAACAACUACACCGUCAGCUCCAGUCGCUACCACUGAUCCCAAGACAUCUACAGUCAAAAUACAGGAGCAGCACCAUUUGGCAAUGCCAUACCAGAACGGUGAAGCCGACGAUGACCAGGUGCAAUUUCUAAAUGCGUUACAGAGCAGUAUUGAGAUCUUUGUGAACCGAAUGCGGAGCAAUUCCCAGCGAGGUCGGAGCAUUGCUAACGACUCUUCUGUUCAAUCUCUGUUCACAGUGAUUAGUAACAUGCACCCACAGCUGCUGAAAUACAUCCAAGAGCAGGAAGAUCUCCGAGGUCAUUAUGAGAGCCUCCAGGACAAGCUAGCUCAGUUACGAGAUGCCCGGGAGGCGCUGGAUGCACUGCGAGAGGAGCAUCGUGAAAAAAGACGCAGGGAGAUGGAAGAACUUGAACGCCAGAGACAGAUUCAGAUGGCACAGAAGUUGGAGAUCAUGCGGCAGAAGAAACAUGAAUACCUGGAGAUGCAACGACAGCUCGCUCUUCAGCGUCUGCAGGAGCAGGAGCGGGAGAUGCAUUUAAGACUUGAGCAGCAGAAACAGCUCACCCAGAUGAGACAGAUGCAGACAUACGGCUACCCACAGGCCAUGGCGGGCAUGCCACAGGUGUAUGGUACACAACCGGGUAUGAUGCCACAAGGGAUGCCGCCACAAGGGAUGCCUCCGGGACCUCCCCAUAUGCAGCAGCAAGUCCAUGGCUACAGUCCUGCAGGAUCAGCAGAAGGAUCCCCCAUCCAUCAGGCUGGAUAUGGUCCGAAUCCGCCUGGGCCGGGAGUGGGAACACAGGCUGGUGGACAUGCAGCUCCCAACCAACCCAUGUAUAUUCAGUCGUCCACACAAGGCUACAACCAGCUAGGGGUUGGCUACCCGAUUCACCCGAGUAUGUCGGGAAGUGCAACCAACAUCGGAUCAGCACCUAAUGUACAGACAGGACCUACAGGAAUGCCCGGUUACCAGUCUAUGGUGACAGAUGGGGCAGUGGCUCCCCCUCCAGUCAGCUAUCCAGCUCAACCAAACAUGCAAUACAGUGACCAGGGACAAACCAGUAUGCCGCCACAGCAGAUGGUACAACAAGGAGGCAUGGUUCCAGGGCAGUCUUACUCGGUGCAGCCAGGCAUGGAAUAUCCGUCUUUUAACAUGCAAAAUAUGGCUGGUACUCUACCCCAACAGAAUCAGCCUGUUUAUUCGAACUCUCAGCAACAGUUUGUAGGAACGUCUGGGCCUUCACCCCAACCCCCUGCUCAGUACAUUCCACAACCACAACAGAUGCAGGCUCCUACACAACAACAACAACAACAACAACAACAGAUGCAGGCUCCGACACAACAACAACAACAACCACCACCAUCUGCACAACAACAAUCCUCAUCUAAGGAAGCAGAACUAAUAUCCUUUGAUUAAAUUGUUAACAUAUAGCCUACAGUGAUAAUACGCUGGAUAUAUAAUAUAUAAUUAUUAAAUAUAAUCAGGAUCAUAUAUGUGUAUUCUGUAAAACAUAAUAACUUUCUUGUCAGCAUGGUGGUGAGGAAAGGUUGGGUUUUUGUUUUUGUGGAUUUUCUUAAUCCAAAGUCUGCAGGCAAGCUUAUGUGUGUGUGCAUCACUUAUCACAAAGACAUUUUUGUACUUGGAAUGUUCAAUGUUUGUGAACCAAAGCUUCUGACGACAAUCUGUAUGCUCCAGCGUAGUGCCUCAAAGUUAUCCCUUUUCCAUUUUGCAGUGUAUACUGUUUUGUAUCCGAAUUCUUUAUUUUCAAGUAAACACACUGACAAUAUUUUAUUAUAUGUCAUUAUGUAGAUUCUGCCAGAAUGGUUGUUUCUUAACAAAUUUUUUUAAUACAUGUGAAUUUCUGUUUGUAAAUCACUAAAUGUGGACAACCUUAUCAAAUGUUGGUGGUUAUUUCUUUUAUAAAGGUACGGUAUACA
Molecule: messenger RNA, 3011 nt
Organism: Gigantopelta aegis
Lineage: Eukaryota; Metazoa; Mollusca; Gastropoda; Neomphalida; Peltospiridae
Product: hepatocyte growth factor-regulated tyrosine kinase substrate-like
Exons: 16
Coding region: 82-2490 (802 amino acids)
Molecular function (GO): phosphatidylinositol binding; ubiquitin binding; metal ion binding
Source: RefSeq, a predicted model, not a curated record